AUGUACAUAAAUUACCGGUUCACCAUCUCUCAACUGCCGGGCCCAUCGUUCGCUGCAUUUGAGCUAAACAAACCCUGGAGCUUCGGCUCCAGUGCUUUGCUUUCCGAAGAUGAUCUUGUAUUUAUUUGCCGAAUCCUGGAAUGUCGGCGUUGUCGACUUAGACUCAUCUACCAUCGCCUCGCUGCCCGUGAGUUGUCAAGCGGUGCAGAUACUCUCACAUGUGGAUCGCUUAAGCCGAGGCAUCACUUUCAUCAAUUGGCUCGUUUUAUCAAGGCCAUUAACAUCGCAACAAAAUGGCAAAAUGCAUUUCGUUAUUCUGGUUAUAGUUUCAGCAAUAUUCUAACUUCGUCGACUGGUUAUGCUCUCCGUGCAUCUAAGGGACGACGUUGGACUUGUAGUGAACACGCAACUGAUUUGUUUCACCACAUGUUCUUUUCGGCCGAUGAUUCCGUUUACCAUCUCGGACUUCAUCAGGUUCGGGCAUCGCGCCCUGCUGAGUGGACGCGGCUUAUUUUUCCCAAAGGACAAACAGAAUUUUUCACUAAAGGGUAUUCAAAGUUUGAGAAAGCCUCGUACACAACACAUUCUCUUCGGCCGCGGAAUUUUUCGCUUCACGCCUCAGACUUUUUUUCUCCGCUCUCCUUUAUUUUUGGAUCUAUAUCAUCUGGAGAUGUUGGUAGUUCUCAAAGUCCUUCGUCUGAAAUUGCGGAUGCUAAUCGUCGAUGGGAUGCGGGUUACGGUGGGGUUGAAUCAAUGAGAACCAAAAAACGGGGACAAAAAUGCGUCAGUUUUCCCAAAUUCUCACCUGUAACUAGUGUUCGGCACAUGAUUGUGUACGAAACGGCCAACAGACUUCUUCGAAAGGAUCGGACUUGGGAAUGGCAUUUCAUCGAUCGUGUGAGAGAAGGACGUACGGUCGAUGAUGAGGAACUCGAACAGAAAGAUCAGGGCUCUGUACAACCGGCUUCUGAUCUUCUGUCUUGCCUUUCGUUCCAGACUGACGCUAGUUCUGAGGCUGAACCUUGUGCUUCUUUUGAUGUUCGUAGACGGAAGCGUCGGCGGAAAAGACGGAGACGAUGUCAAAAAGGGACUAAGAGUCAAGCUUCACCUAACUCAUUGGUGUACUUUGCUGUCGACAUUCGGCAAGAUGGUUCCUCUCCGUCGUUCCAUUUAGACCCUUCUUACCUCGAUCCCAAAUGUUCAUUUUUAUUUACCACGCUCUAUUCCCCAUCCACUCAAGAAGCCAAGCCCUCUGUACUGUCCGAAGAUUUCCUCGUUUCUUCCACUGUCCCACAAGAAACUUAG
Messenger RNA from Mesocestoides corti, 1305 nucleotides. NCBI's taxonomy places the organism in Eukaryota, Metazoa, Platyhelminthes, Cestoda, Cyclophyllidea, Mesocestoididae. The record is from the annotation of a GenBank genome assembly.